CUGUCACUACCCCCAGCAUCCUCAUCUGCAGCCUCUCUGCUCUCAGCAUGACUGGGAAGAACCUCCAUACAGGAGCCUAAGGAUGGAGUGAGAGCGUCCGCAAGCACGAAGUAAAAUAUACUUCAAGAUGUGAUUGUAGAUCGGCAUUACCCAAGUUUACAUGGUAAGAAAGCUGAGCUGCAUCUAUGACACCUGAUGAUGAUCCCUUUACAUAAUAACAGUGAAAACAAGACGUCCUUGUUGGUAGUUGAAGAGGAAGGCCGAAAAACAGACCCUUCCCCAUGUGUGCUUGGCAUUAUACCAGUGAUAUACUAUAGCGUACUGCUUGGUCUUGGUUUACCAGUGAACAUCUUAACGGCUUUCGCCCUCUCAAAACUGGCCUCUAGGAGCAAGAAAUCCUCCUACUUCUACCUCCUGGCCCUCACCACUUCUGACAUUUUGACUCAAAUUUUUAUCAUCUUUGUAGGCUUCAUUCUUCAGACUACCAUCCUUCAUCGCAAGGUGCCCAAUGCUUUCAUCCAUUUGGUCAGUGUCCUUGAGUUCUCCUCCAACCAUGCCUCCAUCUGGAUCACCGUCAUCUUGACCAUGGACCGAUACGUAGCCUUGUGUCUUCCCUUACAAUAUCGCUCUCUCUCCUAUCCAGAACGUACACGUAGGGUUAUUGUAAGUGUCUUUCUAGCAUCAUUUGUGACCGGCAUCCCUUUCUACUGGUGGAGUGAUGUUUGGAGGGAUCCCAGAACACCCGGUUUGCUAGAUCGUGUCCUUAAAUGGGUCCAUUGCUUCAUUAUUUACUUCAUUCCUUGCACUUUUUUUUUUCUCAUCAACUCCAUCAUCAUCCUCAGGCUUAGAAGGAAAUCAGAGACCAAGAGGUACAAGCUUAGAAUAGGCAAGACUACUGCCAUACUCAUAGGCAUCACAACUGUAUUUGCUGUGCUAUGGGCUCCCCGGACCAUUGUCAUAAUCAUUCAUAUGUAUGUAUCCUCUGUCCACAAUGAUUGGAGGGUCCACUUGGCCAUGGACAUUGGAAAUAUGUUGGCUUUACUCAACACCGCCGUCAAUUUCUUCCUGUACUGCUUCGUGAGUAAGAGAUUCCGGGAUACAGUGAGGGAGAUUAUUGGAGUGCAAAGACCUUGUCACACAACUGUGGGGAAGAAAAACCUAAGUGACAACUUUUCCGACUCUUUGAAGCCCAUGGAGGUUCCUCAGGCAACAACGAUAUGAGUCAAGUGAUGCUACUACGUAUGAAUAGCUUGUUUUCCACAUACGACUUGCUCGUGAUCAACGCAUGUCAAACAAAAUCUGAAAACUUGCAUGAGAGAAAGAGCAUUAAAGGGAUAUUUAUCCCCUAACCAAAG
Hyla sarda is the source of this 1355-nucleotide messenger RNA. It is a transcript of the gene GPR142, whose product is annotated as G protein-coupled receptor 142. Gene Ontology annotation, molecular function: G protein-coupled receptor activity. The transcript is spliced from 4 exons. NCBI's taxonomy places the organism in Eukaryota, Metazoa, Chordata, Amphibia, Anura, Hylidae. The record is from RefSeq and is a predicted model, not a curated record. Gene Ontology annotation, biological process: G protein-coupled receptor signaling pathway. Bases 196 to 1221 code for a protein of 341 amino acids. Gene Ontology annotation, cellular component: membrane.